Molecule: messenger RNA, 717 nt
Organism: Laccaria bicolor S238N-H82
Lineage: Eukaryota; Fungi; Basidiomycota; Agaricomycetes; Agaricales; Hydnangiaceae
Exons: 3
Coding region: 1-624 (207 amino acids)
Source: RefSeq, a predicted model, not a curated record
AUGAACAAAGUCCUGGCCGACGCAGAGAUGCAGAGAAGGUCCCGCAACCAAGGAUCAACCACUAUGGUCCUGGAACCCCCACCACCAGCCGCCGUCACACCAAACACCACAACCUCCCCUCCUGCUCCCCCGAAGAAAGGUCGAAAGAUUAAGGCCUCUAUGAUGGCAGGAGCGCAGGGAGUGCAUUUCACCGGAGGCACCUUCAUGAACGUUGGCGGUAGUUUGGUUCGCAACGGAGCAAAGGCCGACGGCGUCAAUUUUCGUGACGCCAUGGUAGAAGGGUCGGAUGAAGACGAGAUAGAAGUGGACUAUCUCGAAAAUGCGAGCAAUCUGACAUUGGAGGGGAGCACUAAACAUGAAAAUGUCGGUGGGGCUGUCAGGUCCCUUUUUGCUGGUCAGGAUGGUGUCGCUGCGAGGUCAUCUCGAGUCCAGAAGGGGCACAUCCACGCGCACAUGUUCACAGGGAUCAAAGGCUCUGUGUUCACCGGCGGAGAAUACACAAAUGUUGCAGGGAAUAUAGACUACGUCGGAGCUCUUGGACCUGCUCCGCUGUUUGAAGGCAAGACAGCGCGAGAUACGAAAGAAACCGAACUUGGAACGGAUUAUAUGCCUGGCGGUUGGUAAUAAAGAAGGAAAGACAGGAAGUUGAGUUUGUAAAUAUGUAAUUAGUAUUGACACUGGGGACUCGACGAUACUGCUGAAAUAGAAAACUACGUG